This is a messenger RNA of Ogataea philodendri, 963 nucleotides long. RefSeq lists its product as uncharacterized. The record is from RefSeq and is a predicted model, not a curated record. The transcript has a single exon. NCBI's taxonomy places the organism in Eukaryota, Fungi, Ascomycota, Pichiomycetes, Pichiales, Pichiaceae. Bases 1 to 963 code for a protein of 320 amino acids.
AUGUCGGACUCAGACGACAAGUCUGCCGACUCCAGUGGCUCUGUCAGCUGCGCUGAGGGGUGGCUCGUUGGCACAGGCGGCACUGCAGGAACAGCAGGAGCUGUUGGGGUCUUUGGAGUGUCUGGAACGGCUGGAGCAGAUGGAACAGGAGGAACACCCGGAACAGGAGGCAGGGAAGCGGUCGGCUUAUGUUCGGACCUUGGGGCCGCUGGCUCCUCUUCGUGCUCAUCCUCAGAGUCAACAGCCUGCGAUUUGGUCAGAUCGACCACCUCUGGCUCGUAUUUCGACUGGUCGUCAGUUUCUUCGUCCUUUAACUCUGUUAGCUCCUCGUGCUGUGGCUCGACAGAUUUGCCUGUAGCAGUUGGGAAAAUAGGGAUAGGAGCAGCUCUAGGAACAGACUCUGGUUCUUCAACCUCUUUCUGUUUCUCCUUCUUCUUAGUCUUUUCCUUAACAGGCAUUGGUGCGCCAAAACCCAUCAUACCCACCAUUCCCAUUCCACCAGACAGUUUGGCCAUUCUUUCACGUAGCUGCCGUCUCUUGACUUCCUCCUCAUCCUCUUCAUCGUCAUCGUCAUCGUCGUCAUCGUCCUCCUCCUCGGGAACCUUUUCUGUUUCUUCCUCUUCUUCGUCUGUGUGUUGGUGUUGCUCGCUCUCGACAGGAGCAGACUCGUCGUUCUGGUCUCCAGUAACGGCCUCCUUUAGCUCGUGCUCCUUCUCCUUUUCUCUCUCCUCGCGUUUCUUCUUCUUCUCCUCUUUGCGCUUGAGCAAUGCCUCUGCAGCGGCCUGUUCUUCUCGCUGCCGCUCUUCCAGCAGCUUCAGUCUCUCCUUUAGGGUCAAACGGGGAGCUGACUCCUCCGGAGAUGAGGGCUCAGCAGCAUUGACCACAGACGACGCAACAGGAGACUCCUCCACGGGCUUUUCUGGCUCGUGCUUGCUCUCGCGUCGCUCGACAGCAGGAACAUAA